This is a messenger RNA of Equus quagga, 1881 nucleotides long. RefSeq lists its product as uncharacterized. The transcript has 5 exons. The coding region runs from base 156 to 449 and encodes 97 amino acids. The record is from RefSeq and is a predicted model, not a curated record. Lineage: Eukaryota; Metazoa; Chordata; Mammalia; Perissodactyla; Equidae.
CCCAUCCCGCCUCCCGCGAUAUCGUGUGGUCCGGCAUCAAGCUGUGGGGCGGUCGCCAGCUCGGUUCUUCGGGACCUUCGGGACAGGGCUGGGGAGCCCGCCCAAAAAGGUCGUUUCCCCUGCAGUUUCCAACAUGGCAGGCAAGUUUUAUAGACAUGGAUAAGAAGUCCAUACACAGAAGUCCUGAAGAUGCCGGGACCGGCAGAAAUGGAGGUAAACAUAGACCAAAGAAAAAAGAAGAGCGAAACCAAAAACACCACCAAUCCCGACAUAGAUCAUCAGCAUCUCAUUCUUCAGAUGACAAUGUGUUUCCUUCUUUUUCGUCAUCAUCUUCAGGAAGUCAGACCGAUUCGAGUAGUGAAGGACAAAAGAUGAAACAUCAAGAAAAAGAAAGAGAAGAAAAAAAGGAGGGAACGGCCACAUGCUGUCACCUUUCCAAGAGGGGCUGAAACCAGGCUAAACUCAUUGAUUUCUGAAACUCAGUCCUUUGGUGUAAGGUGGCCAAACGAGAAUGCAGAGCCCAGCACGGUGAAAGCUACAGUGGAGGAGCUUGGGGACGGCACGUCUUUCACACCACGUCUAGACUCCUGACACCAAUCUUCACGUCCCCUGUAACCACACAAUAAAAAGUUGGGAAAUCACAUUGUGUUUAUGAAGAUCCACGUCCAACACCGGAGAGCCUGACGACAAGCCAGUUGUGGCCAUUUUAGGAUGCUUACCCUGUUUGCAAAUAUUCUGUAGGGAAGGAGGAGAUUGAGCCUACUUCUCUUAAAUGUAUGCCUAAUAAUUGCAACUAAAAUACUUACACCAAAGUCCUACACAAAGCAGAAGACUUACAGAUGGCAUGAAAAAGCUAAAGCCUUAACCAGGUACUUCUUACUUAGAUCUUCUUCCCAAGUUUCAUGUUUCUGUUUUUUACUAAUGUCCCCUUCUUUCAACAAGUGUUAUCAGUUUUUAUAAUCUCAGUGUUUGUUCUGGAGCCUGAUGUAAUGUUCUUUUACUCUUGUUACUCCAGGUACACUGAUUAUAAGUUUCCAACCAAAAGCUUUCAUCUCUAAAGAUGAUCACUUUGUUUUAUAAAAUAAGAAAGGAGAAAGCAGUUCCCCAGUCAGCCCUUCCUGUUGCCUCUAAUUGUUUUACGCAUCGUUGGGCCUUUUGCUCGCUUGGGUUUGUGAGGGAAUGUGUGUCCAAUCUAACCAUGUCCUUGAUAGUUGCCUUUAAAAGAAGCUCCUACUAGAAGUGAAUGAUGGCGACAGGGCUAGGUUUAUUGUUUUGAACUGGAAGUUGAAGUACUAUUAUUUUCUUAUUCAGGCAAAACUAAAAGACUGAAAUUAAUCUUGAAUAGGGGCCGGCCCCAUGGCCCGGUGGUUAAGUUUGGUGCUCUCUUCUUCUGUGGCCCAGAUUCAGCUCCUGGGUGCAGACCUACACCACUUGUCAGCAGCCGUGCUGUGGUGGUGACCCACGUACAAAAUAGAGGAAGAUCAGCACAGAUGUUAGCUCAGAGACAAUCUUCCUCACCAAAAAGUAAAUUAAAAUUAAAAAAUAAAUGAAUAAUCUUGAAUGCUGUUUUGUGCUGAAGUUAGAGUUUAAGAUGUUAUUCAUAUCACCGUAAUGUGGUGGUGUUACUGAAUGCCAUUCCUUGAAGGGUUUUUUCCCUUCAAAGUAAAAUUAUAAUAGGAUUGUAGUUAAAUUAAAUUAAGCAUCUUUAUCUUUGAUUAUAAAGAGAUUUAGCACAACUGUACAUUAUUUUUCCUCCUAUAUUGUGUUGGACUCCUAGUAUUUGUGUAUCAAGAAAGCAUUUCCUUAUAUUUGAAUGAUAACAUUUUUAAAACAUACCAGCAGAGGACAUAGGUUUUUUGCUUUUUGGUAUUUUUUUUUUCA